AUAUAUAUAUAUAUAUAUAUAUACAAUUCAUUGUCGUCGUCAUCAUCAUGAUCCUUCUUCAUUAGUCAUUUACUUUCCUCUCUCUUUCAUCUUUCAGAUCCAGAGAGAGAGAAAGAGAACAAAACAUGAAGCUUUAUUCUGUUUCCAUCAUCAUCUUCGUCUUAAUUGCUCUCUCCACCAUAGUUAAUGCUCAACAAGCUGCUACAGAUUCCUGCAACUCAACUCUACCUCUCAACGACCUCACCUUCAACACCAGCCUCCUUCAAUGCACCGAAGCUUGGACUCCCCAAAAUUUCAUCCUCCGAUAUGCAAGAACGGCAGAGAACACAUGGAGCUUUAUCUUAUCGGCGCCGGAUUCAAGCGCUUUCAUCGGGAUCGGAUUCUCUACCAACGGUCAGAUGAUCGGAAGCAGCGCGAUCGUUGGUUGGAUACCUUCCGACGGCGGUUCCGGGACUGUGAAACCGUACUUGCUCGGUGGGAAAUCUCCCGGAGAGGUUAAUCCUGACCAAGGAGAUCUAACGAUCGUCAACGGCUCGUUGAAGAUCGAAUCAGUGUCGUCGCGUCUUUACAUGAGAUUUCAAUUGACGGCGACGCUGCCGCGGCAGAGUCUUCUUUACGCUGUGGGACCUGCCGGAUUCUUCCCAUCUUCGCCGGAUUUUAGGUUGAGAGAGCACCGCUUCGUGACCACCACGACCAUCAAUUAUAAUACAGGUUCGCAAAGUGUGGUUAAAGUUUCACCACACUCUAAGCUAAAGAAGACACAUGGGCUAAUGAACAUGUUCGGCUGGGGAAUAUUGAUUAUCGUUGGCGCCAUAGUGGCUCGACAUAUGAAGCAAUGGGACCCCACUUGGUUCUAUGCCCAUAUCGCUCUCCAAACCACUGGUUUUCUCCUCGGUUUAACUGGUGUCAUUUGCGGUUUGGUUCUUGAAAACCGGCUCAAGGCCAAUAAUGUUUCCAAGCACAAAGGCCUCGGGAUAACCAUACUUGUCAUGGGCGUUCUUCAGAUGCUGGCAUUGCUAGCUCGGCCGGAUAAGCAAUCGAAAUACAGAAAAUAUUGGAAUUGGUAUCAUCAUAACAUAGGAAGACUUCUGAUCAUACUGGCUAUUUCUAACAUCUUCUACGGUAUUCAUUUGGCUAAAGCUGGAACUAGUUGGAAUGGUGGUUACGGUUUUGCGGUCGCGGUCUUGGCCUUGACGGCUAUUGGAUUAGAAGUUAGAAAGUUCUUGAAAAAGUAACUUUUAUUUAAAUGAUCUCUCUUUAUUGUCUUGCAACCAUAUUUAUCUUGGUUAGGACAGUGUGAUGUAUUGAACAUGUUAUUGACUAAUCAUUUGAAUGAUAUGUUUUUUUUUUUUUUUGAAGGUCUAUUUGUUGAUACAAGAAUUAAUUUGUGU
Arabidopsis thaliana (thale cress) is the source of this 1391-nucleotide messenger RNA. RefSeq names its product Cytochrome b561/ferric reductase transmembrane with DOMON related domain-containing protein. The record is from RefSeq and is marked reviewed. Bases 126 to 1235 code for a protein of 369 amino acids. The transcript has 4 exons. Lineage: Eukaryota; Viridiplantae; Streptophyta; Magnoliopsida; Brassicales; Brassicaceae. Gene Ontology annotation, cellular component: membrane.